CUGAACUAUAAGUAUUGUUAUGGUGCAAUUGGUUUUAUUUGCUGUGGUAUUUCACUUGAACAAUCUAAUCUAAAUGUCAGAACGCAUGCUCUACUCUCUUUAUGAAAGAGCAUUUUGACGCAGGACUAAGUACGAGAGAGGAAAAAGUUCACUGACUCCAAAAUUUUGUUGAUGAUAAGCUGCUCAUAUAGUAUGCUCUUCACAAUUUGUUAUGGAAUUGGGAAGAUAGGGUAGUGAAAUUUUUUGGGUUUUUCUUUAUGUUUAAAUGAUGUGGGGUACACAUUCAGAUACCAAUGAAGGCUUUGACGGGAAUCCAACUUAAAUUUUUUGACGAACAGAAGCGCUGAAAAAGAUUGAAGUAGUCCUUCUCCAGUUUUACUUCCUUUUUCCUAUUGAUUCAACCAUUGAAAGAUAUGUUCAAGAUCACCCCUCAGCUAUACAAAAAAAUUAAGCAUUAUGCGAACUUUCCGCAAACGGGGGUUUCCUUAAAGCAAAUGGUUAUGUUCGGGCAGAAACCAUCUCCAGCAACGUUUUUUAAAGCGAGUCAAUUUUUGCAUGAGGAGUUACCUAUACGUUUGGCGCAUCGUGUGAAAGAGCUUGACGAACUGCCACCAAGUCUAGGACAGCAGCCUUCAAUUCUGAAAGUCAAGGACUGGUAUGCACAAUCUUUCCAGGAAUUAAUAGAAUUACCUACACCAGAAAUUUCAUCUGAAUUGAAAGCUAGCUUUAAAAAGGCGUCAAGAAGUUCACCAACUUUACCACAAAGCAGACCUAAUUUGGCUGUUCAGCAAAUGAAAUCCAAGAAUUAUUAUUAUUAUAAGACUGUCGACAACAGAUACUUCAACAACUACGAGCGUAUAAAGUGCACCCCGGCUAUGUUGGUGUAUUCUGAAGCAUUUGUAAAAGCAAUUGAAAAGGUGAAAAAGCGUCAUGAUCCAGUAGUAACCACAAUGGCGCAAGGGAUUUUAGAAUACAAGCAGCAUCGACAAUAUAAUAUAGUAGAUGCAGAUGUACAACAGUUUUUGGAUAGGUUCUAUAUGUCGAGAAUCGGUAUCCGUAUGCUAAUGGGUCAGCAUUCAGCCCUCUACCGUGGGCCAUUUAUGCCUAACUAUGUUGGUGUGAUAUGCACCAAAACCAAUAUAAAAGAGAUUGCUCAGGACGCAAUAGCUAAUGCUAGGUUCAUUUGUGAGGAGCAUUAUGGCUUGUUUAAAGCACCUGAAGUGCAAAUGUUUUGUCCAGGAAACAUCGAGUUCAUGUAUGUUCCCUCACAUUUAAACCACAUGGUUUUCGAACUGCUCAAAAACUCUUUGCGUGCGGUAGUGGAGAGGUUUGGCACUGACUAUGAGGAUGAAUACCCGCCAAUUAAACUUGUUAUUGCACAUGGAAAAGAGGAUAUAACAAUCAAAAUAUCUGAUGAAGGAGGCGGAUUACCACGUUCGGGCAUUCCAGUGAUCUGGACUUAUAUGUACACCACAGCACAAGCACAGGAAUUAGAACCCGACUACAAUAAAUCAGAAUUCAAAGCACCUAUGGCUGGAUUCGGCUAUGGAUUACCUACUUCCAGAUUGGUAAGUUGGAAAUAUAGUUGCAAGUCAUUUAUGUUUAGAAGCUGAUGCAUACCAUGCCAUUAACAGUAUGCUAGAUAUUUUGGAGGAGAUCUGAAACUAAUAUCGAUGGAAGGGUAAGUAUGUGUAUUUUACUAUUUCUUUUAUAGCUCAACCUCAUCAUGUUCUACCAUUUAUAGUUAUGGUACAGACGCGUACUUG
Mycotypha africana is the source of this 1766-nucleotide messenger RNA. RefSeq lists its product as uncharacterized. Gene Ontology annotation, molecular function: pyruvate dehydrogenase (acetyl-transferring) kinase activity. The record is from RefSeq and is a predicted model, not a curated record. Gene Ontology annotation, biological process: protein phosphorylation; regulation of glucose metabolic process. Gene Ontology annotation, cellular component: mitochondrion. The transcript is spliced from 7 exons. Bases 414 to 1613 code for a protein of 399 amino acids. NCBI's taxonomy places the organism in Eukaryota, Fungi, Mucoromycota, Mucoromycetes, Mucorales, Mycotyphaceae.